This is a messenger RNA of Micromonas commoda, 2105 nucleotides long. RefSeq lists its product with no specific name. Gene Ontology annotation, cellular component: nucleus. Gene Ontology annotation, biological process: protein sumoylation. Gene Ontology annotation, molecular function: SUMO conjugating enzyme activity. Lineage: Eukaryota; Viridiplantae; Chlorophyta; Mamiellophyceae; Mamiellales; Mamiellaceae. The coding region runs from base 209 to 745 and encodes 178 amino acids. The transcript has a single exon. The record is from RefSeq and is a predicted model, not a curated record.
GCCAGCGCUCGCGACGACCGCUCGGGGUUCUCCCCUCGGAGACUCGAGCUCGGGACUCAGGGGGACACCGGUAGGACACGCGCAGUCGCCUCCGUCGCCUCCCACCCCGCCGCGAAACCCACAUCGCCGAGGUAGGAAGGCCCCCAGGGGCGGACCACGGGAGGGGUGCCGAUAUUGUCUCCGUCCGGUGACGAGUGCCCCUGAUAUCAUGAGCUCGCUGGCCAAGACGCGGCUGCAGACCGAGCGCAAGGGCUGGCGCAAGGAUCACCCCCACGGGUUCGUCGCCAAGCCCCGCACCGCCAGGGACGGAUCCGUCGACCUCCUCAACUGGGACUGCAAGAUCCCGGGCAAAGCUGGCACCCUCUGGGAGAAGGGGCUCUACCCCAUCCGACUGGAGUUCACCGAGGAUUACCCGUCCAAACCGCCCAAGGUUUCGUUCCCCGCCGGGUUCUUCCACCCUAACGUCUACCCCAGCGGCAAGGUGUGCCUCAGCAUCCUCAACGAGGACAAAGGCUGGAAGCCCUCCAUCACCGUCAAGCAGAUCCUGGUGGGUGUCCAGGAGCUGCUCGAUAAUCCCAACAACGCCGACGCGGCGCAGGAGGCUGCUUACAAGCUGUUCAAGAAGAGCGGAGCCGAGUACGCCAAGCGGGUGAGGAUAGAGGCGGCCAAGUACACGGAGGCCCCGGCGGGUUUCGUGGCGGGCGGCGGCGCCACGGGAGCGGAGGACGACGUGAUCGUUCUCUGACGAGACGAAACUCUCUCUAAUAGUCUGCUAGUUUUUUUUUCAACCUUACUAUACAUCAAGUGACGAACGCAGAGUGGACGCCCGCGCGACGCCGCGUCAAACCCCCCUGGCCGCCGUACCUUCCCCCCGCCACCACGCGGUCCCCGAUCAGCCUCGGCCGCUCCGGCAUCGCGUCCCCCCGCGUCGUCCUGGUAAACUCGAAGAGCACCGCGGGCGACCGGUAAAUGCGAAUCAACAACCAGUACAGCCGCUCCUCCAGCGCAAACUCCUUCGCCGCGCGCAUCGCGUAUAUGUCCUCGCACAGCCGCACCAGCCUGUGCGUGCUGGGCAGCUCCAUGUACGGGAUGUGCUGCGUGAGGUUGGUGGUGAACUGCCUGGCGAACGAUCCGACGGCGAGGACGUACACCACGUACACGCCCGUCAAUCCACCGACGAAUUUUGAAAACGAAGCCAACGCGCCCCUCGCGACUUGCGCCGAUACCAGUAUGAGCUCCGGUCCCUGUCCGUGCGAAUCGCACGGCACGAACAUGUCGUAAUUGUUGGCGUCCACCUGCACCAAGACCUGGCCGCAUCGAGCGCCCCACCACGGCUGCGGCGUGCCGAAUCCGUUGAGCCGCAGCUCGCAGUCGACCAUCGCGUCGGUGCUGUAGUUGGCGAUGGGCUCGCCGUUGCCCAACAGCCGCCACGCGCGGGGAUACAGACCGCGGAUCAGCACCACGUCCCUGUCGCCGCUCGCAACCUGGUAGAACUGCUGCGCGAGCGUCCUGUCGAGCUUGACGGGCGGCCCUCGCGCGUACAGAACCUGGUUAUCGAGCGGGAGUUUCCGCUCAAACGUCCAAGCCGCCUCGACAACCGUGCCCGGAGUGGAUACCACCCCUUUGAACGCGGCGAGGCGAGGGGGCGGCGGCGCCCAGACCCUGUCGCUGUCCGGCGCGAGGCACACCUCCUGCACCUGUCCCGGGUAGGUGAUGGGCGGCGCGGACGUGUUCGUGUUGAGAUCGGCCCACGCGUACGGAACGCCGAUGUGUUUUUGGUACCCCCCGUAAAACACGGGAAACGUGGCGGUGCCGUCCCUGGCGGAUACCGUUAUGUUGAGACUCGCGGCGUGCACGGGAUUGACGCCAACCUGCGGGUUACUCGUGGAGAACACGUAGAAGGGCACCAGUAUGAUGGAGAGCAGCAGCAGGAACAGCCCGCCGCCCUGCACGAUGACCUUCUUCCACCGCGGCUGCGGCGCGCCGAAGGGGUGGUACGCUCGGUAUGUGUCGUUCCGAACGUUGACCCGGAAAAGUUCGCGGUUGAUGUUCUCGAGUUUGAGCCAGUCGAACAGGUCCAGCGCGCUGUCCGUGCACGCGUAGUC